This is a messenger RNA of Monodelphis domestica (gray short-tailed opossum), 1431 nucleotides long. The record is from RefSeq and is a predicted model, not a curated record. NCBI's taxonomy places the organism in Eukaryota, Metazoa, Chordata, Mammalia, Didelphimorphia, Didelphidae.
CAAGAAGAUCAAUCAGGCAGUUAACAGUUUAAAGUUGAAACUUAGAUACAAAUCUGAGAAGUCUGUUACUAAGGGUUUUCUUUCCCUCAGAACUCCGAGGGAAAGGAGCACUGCCUGUGUCCCUGUGACAGGCAGUUUCAUCGUUGAGGGAGAAGAAACAUUUUGAGGAAGGAAUUUCCUGUGUCUGUGUCUGUGUGUGACAGGCAGUUUUCAACCGACAGACGGCUCCCCCAGAGCCAUGUCCAGGUUCCUGAGGCACUUCACUGUAGUCGGGGAUGACCACUACAAAUGGAAUACCAGAUAUAAGAAAUGGGACAAUGAGGAUGAGGAUGAUGAGCAGCCACAGGUGCCGACAGGGCCAGCCCCAGGGGCCGAUGUUCCUGGGACCGAGAGCAACGCCGUCCAAGUUCCAGGGGAGACUGUCACGCCUCCAAAGGCCCCCCCAGACUUCAGGACUGUGAUGAGAAAGCUCUUCGGUUCCCACAGGUUUCAGGUUAUCAUCAUUUGCCUAGUCAUUAUGGAUGCCUUACUGGUGCUUGCUGAGUUGAUGUUAGACUUGAAAAUCAUCCAGCCUGACAAGGACAACUAUGCUGCCAGGGUGUUCCACUAUCUAAGCAUUGCCAUCUUGACCUUCUUCAUGAUAGAAGUUGCAUUAAAAUUAUAUGUCUUCCGCCUGGAAUUCUUCUACCACAAGUUUGAGAUCCUGGAUGCUGUUAUCGUGAUCAUCUCUUUUGUACUGGAUAUUGUCCUUCUGUUCCAAGAACACGCCUUUGAAGCCCUUGGCUUACUGAUCCUUCUCCGACUUUGGAGGGUGGCCAGGAUUAUCAAUGGCAUAAUUAUUUCAGUCAAGACACGUUCUGAACGACAGCUCUCGAGGCUGAAACUGAUUAAUCAUCAACUGGCCACUAAAAUUCAGCAUCUUGAAUUCAGCUGCACUGAGAAGGAGCAAGAAAUUGAAAGACUUAACAAACUCUUAAGAGAUCAUGGACUUCUCGAGUAGCUGGACCAGGCAAUAUUUGCUUAGCACCAUGGAGAAGAAAUGUGUUGCUUGAUGGACUGGCCUUGUGCACACGUCUGUGAAAUACCCUGGGGGUCUCCAGGGUAAUUUCUGGAAAUGAUCUGAAGCCUUCAUUUUACUCAUUCUCAGGUCUGAUGAUAUCCAGAUGUUACAUAGUUCCGCCUUCGAGCGAUCUUUUUUCCUUAACGUGAUGAGAGUUCUCUUUGUCCCCAAUGUUUCAUAAGCUAUGUUUUCUCCUCUUCCCAACUCUAACCUUGCUUGAAAAUGAUUGCUCUAGCUGGACGAGUUUGUAUAAAAUUUAAUUUUGCCAAAUGUACACUUUCAAAAUUGUUUUCCACAUAUUUCAGUAUUACAUUCCUUAGCUAUGGACAUUCUAAAAGACAAAAGCAAUAAAAAAAUUAUCUUAGGCUCCA